AAAUAGUCAAACGCAACGCGGAGUCAGUGUGACAAAGUGCGUCGUGCGCAGCGGCAGCGUUUUCCUUUCCUUUCCCCUCACAGAAAAAAAAUAACCCAAGAAAAUCGAAUACGAUCUGUAUCUGUGUGCGUGCGGGCAGUGAAAAUUACAGAUACAUCUGCGAGUGUGCAACCGUAGCCACAUGUGUGUUCGUUGGCAGGAAAACCAUGCAUUUACAGUGAAGUUUUAAAUAACGAAAUUCGGAACGAAAAACAAUCCAUUUAACUGGAAAAAAAAAUAAUUAAAUAAUUACAAAAAAGGGAGACAGCAUGGAAAAUGUACAACUGGAAAACGGCUUGGAAAGGAGGACCAGUCAGAGCUCGACUUCAUCAGCGAAUCCUCCAAAUCCUGCGACUCCUGCCGAGGAAUGCGGCUGUGUGCGCCUGGGCAAAUGCAAAUGGUUCAACGUGGCAAAAGGUUGGGGCUUCCUCACUCCCAACGACGGCGGCCAGGAGGUGUUCGUCCAUCAGAGCGUCAUCAAGAUGUCCGGAUUCCGUUCGCUGGGCGAGCAGGAGGAGGUGGAGUUCGAGUGCCAGCGCACGUCCCGCGGACUGGAGGCCACCAGGGUGUCGGGGAAGCAGGGCGAGAGUUGCCACGGCAGCACCUACAGGCCACGCAUAAAUCGCAGGACUCGCCGCAUGCGCUGCUACAACUGCGGCGAAUUCGCCAACCACAUUGCCUCCGAAUGCGCUUUGGGUCCUCAGCCGAAGCGCUGUCAUCGCUGCCGGGGUGAAGACCACCUCCAUGCCGACUGCCCGCACCGCAGUGUGAACCAAACCCACAGCGACAACAGCAGCAGCAGUGGAACGCAGGAGAAGAGAGAGGAGGCCACCUAGGAAACCGGAGGGGAUCCGUGGACAAAGGAUUGGUAGUUGGAAGUUACAAACUUCUUUGACAAGUACAAAAUGGAAAUCUAAAAACACAUGCAUCAAAUCAAAGAAACCCACGUACAACAAAACUAGCUACUACUCUUAGAUAUUAGAGGGGGAAAAAAGAAAAAUACACCCCCAAAAAAACCACCCUAGGCUAAGUUUAUCCUUUAAUUUUAUACAACCUAUAAAAUAAGACUUUUGACUAGAGUACAAGUAAAUGAAUUAAGCUAGA
Messenger RNA from Drosophila rhopaloa, 1143 nucleotides. It is a transcript of the gene lin-28, whose product is annotated as protein lin-28 homolog. The record is from RefSeq and is a predicted model, not a curated record. Gene Ontology annotation, molecular function: nucleic acid binding; zinc ion binding. The transcript is spliced from 5 exons. Bases 309 to 875 code for a protein of 188 amino acids. Lineage: Eukaryota; Metazoa; Arthropoda; Insecta; Diptera; Drosophilidae.